This is a messenger RNA of Parnassius mnemosyne (clouded apollo), 1959 nucleotides long. The record is from the annotation of a GenBank genome assembly. Lineage: Eukaryota; Metazoa; Arthropoda; Insecta; Lepidoptera; Papilionidae.
GUAAUUGAACGUCCCACUGUGUGCACAGUUCAAAAAUGGCGGACGCAGCUCCAGCCGGUGGACGUGGCGGUUUUCGCGGAGGCUUUGGUUCUCGUGGUGGCGAUAGGGGUCGUGGAGGCCCGCGUGGCCGUGGACGUGGUCGUGGACGCGGUCGUGGUCGCGGCAAAGAAGACCAGAAAGAAUGGGUGCCAGUCACUAAAUUAGGACGCUUGGUGCGAGAAGGAAAAAUUGACAAGCUUGAGAGCAUUUAUCUUUUCUCUUUGCCCAUCAAAGAAUUUGAAAUAAUUGAUUUCUUCCUUGGCGCUUCAUUGAACGAUGAAGUUCUUAAGAUUAUGCCUGUACAGAAACAAACACGUGCCGGACAACGCACUCGCUUUAAGGCGUUUGUAGCCAUUGGAGACAACAAUGGACAUAUUGGGCUUGGAGUUAAAUGCAGCAAGGAAGUAGCCACUGCCAUCAGAGGCGCGAUUAUACUUGCUAAAUUAUCAGUUCUUCCUGUCCGUAGAGGAUACUGGGGUAAUAAAAUUGGAAAACCUCACACUGUGCCGUGCAAGGUCACUGGAAAGUGUGGAUCAGUAACUGUAAGACUUAUACCUGCACCCCGUGGUACCGGCAUUGUAUCAGCUCCUGUUCCUAAAAAGCUACUCCAGAUGGCUGGUGUUCAAGAUUGUUACACUUCUGCUCGUGGAUCAACUGGUACAUUGGGCAAUUUUGCUAAAGCAACCUAUGCUGCAAUUGCUAAGACCUAUGCCUACCUGACACCAGAUUUAUGGCGGGACAUCCCAUUGACCAAGUCACCAUAUUCUGAAUUAAAAGUCUAAAAGUAAAACAAAAUAAAAUUUCUUAAACUAAAUUUUGAUUUUUUCAUUGAUAAAUAUCUAGUAAUUUUCUUAAAGAGUUUAAACAUUUACAUAAUCUUUUAAUCUAUUAGAAUUAACUUCUUGAUCCUCAGCAUGUUAAUAAUUAUUAACAGACUGAUAAUAAUUAGAUGACAGUAUUUUGCAUUAUUUUGCUUAAUUAAAUGGUAUAUUUUGUAUAUAUAUUCUGCCUUUAAUUGUAUGAUUUUAUUUUUCCAAGUGAAAUAAAUCAUGAUAUAUUUGCUCUAGAGUAUGGGAAAAAUAUUUAAAUAAUUAAAGUAAUAUUCCAACUUGAAACAGUAAUAAUCAAUAUAUUGAUAUUUUUAUAAUUUAAUAGAGUAAUAUAAUUAACCUAGUGCAUGGAUGAAUUAAACACUUCUUGUACAUGGUAGAGCCAUGCUGCAGCUAUUUUAUGGUUGUAGCACGAAUUGGUCGGCUCGACUGAGUUAGGACCAUGCUCUCACACAAUACAAGAAUAAAAUAAGAGCUUAAUGUUUCGUACGGUGAGUGUAGAGUGGUGAAAUGAAUCAAUAAGCCCAUUAUCCUGGGUGUGUAGUAAGAUACUGGGAGAAAAUUCUAAUGGUUUAUGAUAUACUUCGCAAUAACUACACCUAGGUAUUGGUUACGUAAAAGCCAAGCAAUUAUGGGAAAUCAGAUGAGUACCCACCUUAGUGGGAGGAUCACCUACAAUGGGAGAAGCCUAUGUCUUGUAAUAAACUUACGAGCUGAUGAUAUUUUGAGAUUUCUCUUUUGCUUGUUGAUUUUUGAUUUGUAAAUAUCGUUCACAAAGUAAUGAAGUGAAAAAAAAAUAUAAAAUUAGAAAUUUCAAAGGAUUAUAUGCAUACGUAAUUUACUUUCAAAUAAAAACAAAAAUAUGUGAACCGAUUUUGUUUUUAUUUAAGUGGUGCUUCAUAAGUGGUCAUAUAAAUUUGAUCAAGACCAGUAGUUUUUGAGACUGAGUGUCUACAUUCCAUUGAGGAUGUCCUCUUUUUAUAUUGAAGUCGGUUGUACAAAAUUUUUAAUUCUACCACAUGUUUAUAACAUUUUUUGAUUGACAUUCUAGCCCUACAUCUUAUCGUUAAUGUAUUAUAUAGGUACAUAC